Medioppia subpectinata is the source of this 606-nucleotide messenger RNA. The record is from the annotation of a GenBank genome assembly. NCBI's taxonomy places the organism in Eukaryota, Metazoa, Arthropoda, Arachnida, Sarcoptiformes, Oppiidae.
AUGAAUCGGGGCAGUAUUUACCGGCGUCGAUCAUCCGGCUAUUAUGGGGCCAGUUUUGUGUACCAAAACAGACGGGCCUCCAACAUGCAGGUGCCCAUUGGGUUGGGUGUUAAUAAUCAACCAUGCUCGUAUCAAAACGAAAACUAUCAAGGUGUUGAGGUAGAGGGCCGUCGCAUAAGGGACUGUAUAGAGGCCCGGGAGGCCCUUAAAAAGCACAAUUACCGGCGUUUAUUAGCCAGUAUUGUAUUGUGUUAUGGUAAUUUUUGUGUUGGUAGUACCUAUUCUGUGUUGGGACCACUGUUUCCUUCCGAGAUCCGGCAUCUAUCGCCAUCUGUAGAGGGUAUUAUAUUUAUUGUGCAAGGUGCAUUUUACGCCAUGUUCAAUCCAUACUGGGCCAGUUUGGUGGACAAAGUGGCAAAUAAACAUAACCUAUGCAUAGCUGGCUGUAUAUUUUCACUGCUCGCUUACGUAAUCACCGGUCCGUUGCCUUUCAUACCGAUUAACCCCAACUUAUGGCUUGUAAUAAUAGGCCAGGUGUUUCUGGGCUUUUCCAUGGGCGGUAUGAUCGUGGGCAGUUUUGCGCACGGCUUUCAACAAAUAUUGUAA